Lotus japonicus is the source of this 1717-nucleotide messenger RNA. Its product is annotated as transcription termination factor MTERF4, chloroplastic. The record is from RefSeq and is a predicted model, not a curated record. NCBI's taxonomy places the organism in Eukaryota, Viridiplantae, Streptophyta, Magnoliopsida, Fabales, Fabaceae. The transcript has a single exon. The coding region runs from base 114 to 1601 and encodes 495 amino acids. Gene Ontology annotation, molecular function: double-stranded DNA binding. Gene Ontology annotation, biological process: regulation of DNA-templated transcription.
GAGCCUCCAUUUCAUCUUCUUCGAUCACUGUUGAAACAAACCACCAUUUCAUCCAUUUCCACUGUUCUUCUGCACUUCCAGUUUCUUCGAUUCUUCGCUUCAACCCUCAAUCAAUGCUCACAAGAAGAAAACUCCUGAACUUAUUCACAAUCCCCAAGCUAAUUUCCCACCAUCUCAAUGCAGUUCCACACCCCUUUUCUCCAACCCCUAGGGUUUUACUCUUCUACAGAACGCAAUCAUCAUCAUCCUCCUCCAAUUUCCCUGAAUACGAGAUGCCCUCUGUAACCUGGGGCGUCAUUCAAGGCCGCAAGGAGAAGCUCGUGUCGCGUGUCAUCAUCUUCGACUACCUCAAGGGUUUGGGAAUCAUCCCUGAUGAAUUGCACGACCUCGAGCUUCCUUCCACUGUUGAUGUCAUGAGGGAGCGCGUUGAGUUUCUUCAGAAGCUGGGUUUGACUGUGGAUGAUAUCAACAAUUACCCUUUGAUGUUGGGUUGCAGUGUGAGGAAAAACAUGAUCCCUGUGUUGGGGUACUUGGAGAAAAUUGGGAUUUCUAGGUCUAAGCUUGGGGAGUUUGUUAAGAGUUACCCUCAGGUUUUGCAUGCUAGUGUCAUUGUUGAGCUUGCCCCUGUUGUUAAAUUCCUCAGAGGGCUUGAUGUGGAGAGGCAGGAUAUUGGGUAUGUGCUGCUGAAGUACCCUGAGCUUUUAGGGUUCAAGCUUGAGGGUACCAUGAGUACUUCAGUGGCUUAUCUUAUUAGUAUUGGUGUGAAUCCUAGAGAUAUUGGUCCAAUGAUUACUCAGUAUCCUUAUAUGUUGGGGAUGAGAGUUGGGACUAUGAUAAAGCCUCUCAUUGACUACUUGGUUUCUUUGGGGUUGCCUAAGAAGAUUUUGGCAAGGAUGUUGGAGAAGAGAGCUUAUAUACUUGGGUAUGAUCUUGAAGAAACUGUGAAACCAAAUGUGGAUUGUUUGGUCAGUUUUGGGGUAAGGAAGGAAUGUCUGCCUUCCAUUAUUGCUCAAUACCCUCAGAUUCUCGGGCUUCCUGUUAAGGCGAAAAUGUCUUCGCAGCAGUACUUUUUCAGUUUGAAGCUGAAGAUUGAUCCUGAAGGGUUUGCGAGGGUGGUGGAGAAGAUGCCACAGGUGGUUAGCCUUCACCAGAAUGUGAUCAUGAAGCCUGUUGAGUUCCUCCUCGGUAGGGCGAUUCUGUCGCAGGAUGUGGCUAGCAUGGUCGUCAAGUGUCCUCAGUUAGUUGCGCUGCGAGUUGAGCUCAUGAAGAACAGUUUUUACUUCUUCAAGACUGAGAUGGGGAGGCCCGUAAAAGAGCUUGUAGAGUUCCCUGAAUACUUCACUUAUAGUUUGGAAUCCAGGAUUAAACCCAGGUACCAGAGGUUAAAGAGCAAGGGGAUAAGGUGUUCUUUGAAUUGGAUGCUGAAUUGUAGUGACCAGAGAUUUGAAGAGAGAUUGCAGGGUAAUUACAUUGAAUCUGAAAGUGUCGGUCCAUCGUUCUUUAUGGGGGGGAAAUUAGAGCUACCUGGCAAUGCGAUAUUGUCAGAUGAAGAAGAGGAGAGUGAUGAUGAAAUGCUAUAUAGACGAACUGUUUCUCUUUAGCUUAACAAUACAUAUAUUGUUUUUUUGCUACUAUAGUUGCAAUAAUUACAAUGUAUAAUUGUCAUCAAAUGAGUACAAUGAUUUCUAUCUUUCAAUUUUAUUUUAUUGUUACAUUC